Pseudozyma flocculosa PF-1 is the source of this 531-nucleotide messenger RNA. RefSeq lists its product as uncharacterized. The coding region runs from base 1 to 531 and encodes 176 amino acids. The record is from RefSeq and is a predicted model, not a curated record. The transcript has a single exon. NCBI's taxonomy places the organism in Eukaryota, Fungi, Basidiomycota, Ustilaginomycetes, Ustilaginales, Ustilaginaceae.
AUGGUCAAGCCCGUGGAACUCGCUCGAGAAACUCGUCAAGAUCCGGCAGCUGCAGGACUCAACCCCCACCCAGCACGCGUCGAGCAACCGUACGCCAUGUCCAACAAGCGCUCACGCCACCAAUCCGCCACGGUCGAGAAGGAGUCGCCGCCGCAAGAGCUCGGGGCAUCUUCGACCUCGCCACCGCAGUCUGCAGCCAAGCGCCGCCGCCUAGGCGAUCGCACGCGCAUCGCCACCAGUCGUCCGUCCUCGACGCCAAGUACCUUGGCCGCCACCGCCGCCUCCCCCUCUUCCUCUUUCGUCCGCGAUUCAAGCAGCCUCAGCAUCGGAAGCAGCAGCCAUGGACACUCCGUGGCCGUAAUCCAAGGCAAGAUGGACAAGGCAAGACGUCUCAAGUCUGUGGUAAGGGGCAGAGCUGCGUGCGCCGCCCAAGAGGCCCGGCUCGCUUCCUCUAACCCGCAUCGUCGGCCCCUUGGCUCCCGCAGGCAAGCGAGGCGCACCGGGAUGGCCGACUCGAGGAAGCUUUCCUGA